This is a messenger RNA of Phanerochaete carnosa HHB-10118-sp, 504 nucleotides long. RefSeq lists its product as uncharacterized. The coding region runs from base 1 to 504 and encodes 167 amino acids. The record is from RefSeq and is a predicted model, not a curated record. The transcript has 2 exons. NCBI's taxonomy places the organism in Eukaryota, Fungi, Basidiomycota, Agaricomycetes, Polyporales, Phanerochaetaceae.
AUGGCUGUUGCUGCUGAAGAGUGGACGUUACACUCUCCUCCUUCCAUGCAAACACUUGUUUCCACUCACGUCAAACAUGUAGUUGUGCCCUUCCAAUCUCCAGCUUCACACGUCCUCCAUGAUUUCCAGUAUAAUCCUCUCAUGCACACUACGGUGCCUUUGAGUGCUCAAGAGGAGGAAGGCAGUGAGGAUGCAGAUGUGGAAGAGGACAGCAGGAUUGUAGAGGAGGGCGAUGAUGAGAAUGCAGAUGUGGAAGAGGACAGCAGGAUUGUAGAGGGAGAUGUGGAAUAUGAGCUGGACCUCAAUUUGAUCGGUGACGCUCCACCUGCGUGCUCUCUCAUAACUCCACCCCCAUUGCCAAUCCGAGCCCUCCAUCCCACAAUCUUAUUGGAAGAAUGUGCAUGCCAGCAAGACCAGGCUGCUGCGCCCAUCUCUUCUUCAUCAGCAUCAGAAACUUCCUCUGUGUCUUUGGAAGCUGACUAUUCCAUCGAGUUCAUCUCUUAA